UGUGUCCCUUCCCCCGCGGGCUCCGGCAGCCUCGGAAGCUCGGGCGGCCGAGGCCGGAGUCUUUCGUCAGUCGGGGAGGGUGAAGUUUGAAAACAAACUGAGGGCUCCACAGCUCCGGAGCUCCAGCCAACAGAUGCUUUGGAGGGGCGGCUCGAGUUUGCAUUUCAAAGAUUGUUUCUGGACCGUCUUUUGGGUUGCCUGGAAUUGCGUUGCGGUUCCAGAGUUCGUGCGCUGUGAAAUAGUUACUAGGUUUAGGGGAUGCUUUGGAAUAGUCUUAAGCAUUUUAACUCUUCCCACUGGCCCCCUAGGAAUCCCUUAGUGCCCUGUCAUUGUCUUCUCUAAGCGACUUAGGAUCGCACCGGCCACCCUGCUUUGAUUACUUCCUGGUAGGGCCCUGGUGCCGCUAGAGUCUUUGUUUAUUAGCUCCAAGAUGAUCACCGGUAGCUUGGGUUAUAGAGUAAAAAUUGGAUUGUGCGCUUAAGAAUUUCCUUAAGUUCGUUUGAAGAAAUGUAGAAAAAUAGCGAACGUACGAUUUAGCUGUGUGACAUUUCUCAAUGUGGGUCGGAGCUGGGGAAUUAGAGAAUGUUAACACUUUUGACAGGUUACUUCUUAAAGGGUGAUUAUGUUCUUAGAGAAAAAAAAUGGUAGUGCUACAAAGAGAAAUGUAUUCUAGGAUAAGGAAUAGAAACAACCGCAGGUUUAUCCCCCCCCCCCCAAGCAUUUGACGCUUUGCUGCCUUUGUAAAGUCAGAUGUAUUUUUCCGCAUGAAGCCUUUAAAAAUGAACUAGUUAAUUGGUUUCACAGGGCAUUAUUGCAGUUCUUUUGUGAGGAUCCAGGCAUUUGUGUAAAUUAGCUCUUACCUAUGAAUGUAUCUUCAACGUUGAAUGUUGAAUAUGGAACUACAAAAGGUGUAUCACAUCGUUUUACAAGUUGGUGGUACGUUAGCUGUAGCUGCGGUGCGAUGACUGUUGUUUAAAUUUUUUCAAAAGAGAUUUGAAAAAAAUGACCAAAGUAAACAACUCGGAAAAGCCUACCUCACAAGGAUUGGGGCAAUUAGGCUCAUCUGUAGUAAACUACAAGAAUACAAACUGGUCAAUUAGCACACUUGUGGAUUUUUUGUAGGUCACACCGAACUUAAAGAUGGCUUCACUGGGCACAUGCAUCUGAAAAACCCGAGAAUUAUCCGAGUGACAGAUAACCUGCUGUGAGUCAGUCUUCCCUCUGUCAGCCAGGGAGUCCUCUUGAUUGUGGAACAGGGAGGCAGAACAUCAAGCAUUUCUUGAGGAACUCACUUAAUGGAAGACAGCUGGAUUCGUUAUCUGCCUCUCUAUAUCAUCUCUCAGCCGUCACACUUCAUGUAGCCUCUGGAAAACUCCACUGCAUGCUCUUGAGAGAAUGAGAUGUGCCGCUCCAACAAAAGCCCCUGGGUCUGUUUGACUUGCUCAAGUGUCCACUGUGGAAGGAUUUGGGGAACCUGAAAAUACUUUGUACAGUACAGAUAACUUAAUAAAAAAAAAGAAGAAAAAUAGAAGCAUUUAAAUUCUGCACUUGAAGAGACAGAUUCCUCUCCUAGAUUUUGAGAGGGAUGUAGAACUGGCCUUGAAAUUGAUCCUCCAUACUUACUGCACCAGUUUUACUUUCCUGUAUCUAUCUUACUUUUCCAAAGGUAUGUGAAUGGCCAUGCAAAAAAACAUUAUGAAGAUGCACAAAUACCCUUAACCAACCAUAAGAAGUCAGAAAAGCAAGAUAAACCUCAGCAUACUGUGUGUAUGGAUUGCAGUAGCUACAGUACAUACUGUUAUCGCUGUGAUGAUUUUGUGGUUAAUGACACCAAGCUGGGGCUGGUGCAGAAAGUCAGAGAACACUUACAGAACUUGGAAAACUCAGCGUUCACAGCUGACAGGUAUAGGAAGAGAAAACUUUUGGAAAACUCGUCACUAAACAGCAAAUUAUUAAAAGUAAAUGGAAGCACCACUGCCAUUUGUGCUACAGGUCUUCGGAAUUUGGGCAACACGUGUUUCAUGAAUGCUAUCCUUCAGUCACUCAGUAACAUUGAGCAGUUUUGCUGUUAUUUCAAAGAACUGCCUGCAGUGGAGUUAAGGAAUGGAAAAACAGCAGGAAGGAGAACAUACCACACCAGGAGCCAAGGGGACAGCAAUGUGUCCUUGGUAGAAGAAUUUAGAAAGACACUUUGUGCUUUAUGGCAAGGCAGCCAGACUGCCUUUAGUCCAGAGUCCUUGUUUUAUGUUGUUUGGAAGAUUAUGCCAAAUUUUAGGGGCUAUCAGCAGCAGGACGCCCACGAGUUCAUGCGCUACCUUCUGGACCACCUACACUUGGAACUUCAGGGCGGUUUCAAUGGUGUUUCCCGAUCGGCAAUGCUGCAGGAGAAUUCUUCUCUGUCUGCAAGUAACAAAUGCUGCAUAAAUGGGGCAUCAACUGUUGUCACAGCUAUAUUCGGAGGCAUUCUCCAGAAUGAGGUCAACUGCCUCAUAUGUGGGACAGAGUCCAGGAAGUUUGAUCCAUUCCUAGAUCUUUCAUUAGAUAUUCCAAGUCAGUUCAGAAGUAAGCGCUCUAAGAAUCAAGAAAACGGACCAGUUUGUUCAUUACGAGAUUGUCUUCGCAGUUUCACUGACUUAGAAGAACUCGACGAGACAGAAUUAUAUAUGUGCCACAAAUGUAAAAAGAAACAAAAGUCCACAAAAAAGUUCUGGAUUCAAAAACUUCCCAAGGUGCUAUGCUUACAUUUGAAAAGAUUUCAUUGGACAGCAUAUUUAAGAAACAAAGUUGAUACCUACGUAGAGUUUCCACUGAGAGGCCUGGACAUGAAAUGCUACUUACUCGAGCCCGAGAACAGUGGCCCCGAGAGCUGCCUGUAUGACCUCGCUGCGGUGGUGGUGCACCACGGCUCUGGGGUCGGCUCUGGACAUUACACAGCCUACGCAGUUCACGAAGGCCGCUGGUUCCACUUCAAUGACAGCACUGUGACACUGACUGAUGAAGAGACCGUGGGGAAAGCAAAGGCCUACAUCCUUUUUUAUGUGGAACACCAGGCCAAAGCUGGAUCAGACAAACUUUAAUACCUCUCCAAAUCAUUAUGCAUCAACUCUGCCGGACAAACAUUUCCAAUUUUCCAUAAAUACUUGAUCCAAGAUUUAAUUUCAUUAUGCACUUUUCAAUUUCCUGUUCUGGAUUUAGUUUUGUCAGUGGUAGUGACUUACUGAACGUGGGCACCAACUAAUUUUUUGUUGUUGUUGUUCUUACCAGAAAACCUCAGCAGACAUUUUGAUUUGCUGCUUUAGUUGUAAUAAUUCAAUUUUUAUAUGUAGUUUCAAGAACUUAGUUCUAUUUGACUUUUUUAUAUUAAUGUUUUCAAUUCUCACUCUGAGGCACAUUUACAUCCAUGCUUUUGUUACUCACAUGCUGAAAGAGAGGGGCGCUCCUGGGUGUGGCGAGGGACGUAAGGCCUGCUGCUGCUCCUCCACGCUGAGGUGACUUCCACUUCAGGAUCACAGCGCACAGGGUGGUGGCCCAGGAGGCUUCAUGGUGACCGCUUGGUGAUCACUGACUGACUGUAAAGAUAGCAGGGCAUCUGGAGGUAGCUCAGGUAACUGCUGCUGUUGGUGGAUCAGCACUAACUAAAUAAACUUGUUGGUUCAGUGGUUA
Messenger RNA from Heterocephalus glaber (naked mole-rat), 3663 nucleotides. RefSeq names its product ubiquitin specific peptidase 3 (gene Usp3). Gene Ontology annotation, biological process: protein deubiquitination. Gene Ontology annotation, molecular function: cysteine-type deubiquitinase activity; zinc ion binding. Lineage: Eukaryota; Metazoa; Chordata; Mammalia; Rodentia; Bathyergidae. The record is from RefSeq and is a predicted model, not a curated record. Gene Ontology annotation, cellular component: nucleus.